UCAAACCACGUGAUCAGCACUGUCAUGGCUGCUCCCCUGUUUCAUGCGUGGUCUUAGCUUCGACUGAUUGUAGUUUUAUGUGUGGAGAAAUUACAUCAAGUAAAGGAAAAUGAAGACGCAUAAGAUGAAAUCCAGGAACAACCGUGUCUCCUCUGGGCUAAAGAAACCCCUAAAACGGAGUAUCAACACAAGAGGCGACUGGAAAGCUGUUGAGCUUGAUCCAAGUCUCUUCUCCGAGGAAGGUUUGGAGGGUUUGGUGUGUUUCGAAGAGCUGACAAAUUACUGUAUGGUUGACAGCAAGAAGGCUGCAGCAAAAGAAUUGAAGACAGAAAAGAAAAAAGCAAAUAAACGAAAAGUUUGCGAGUCCGAGGAUGCUGGAGAGAAGGGAAAUGCGGGGAGCAAAGAGGAAGAGAAGAAAGCUGAACCAGCCAAGAAAAAAGCCAAAAAGAAGAGGAAAAAUAAGAAAGCAAAAGAAUCAGUAAAAUCUGAUGAUAAUAGUAAAGAAGACUUGGUAGGAGAGGAUAAACGUCCCAGUGAGGAGGGAGAACAUAAUGAGGUGGCAAAUGAAGUCACUGCUAAAGAGUCAUCUGAAAUCUUUCAGAAUAACACACAACCAAGUGAAAAGCAGAAAGACAAGAAGAAGAAAAAGAAAUCAAGGCAGCAGACUGAUAAGACUGCAGUCACAGAGGAGCAGCCACACCUGGAAUCUUCAUCAGUGAAAGAAAAAUCCAGUCAAUAUAAAUUGCCAAAGCCCCCCAAAAAGCAGGCAAAGAAUUGGACAAAUGCAGCACUCUCUGGUUCAGAUGACAAAAAUUCUGAUGUGAGUGCUUGGAAGGACCUGUUUGUUCCCUCUCCUGUGCUGAAGGCUCUGAGCAGUCUUGGCUUCAGUUCACCCACACCAAUUCAAGCCCUGGCUUUGCCUCCAGCUAUCAGAGAUCAUAUGGAUAUACUGGGGGCAGCUGAGACUGGCAGUGGUAAGACAUUGGCCUUUGGUAUUCCCAUGAUUCACACCAUCCUGGAGUGGAAGAACUGCCCAGAAAAAAUUGUUGAUGACAACACAGAACCAGCCUCGGAGGACGUAGGCGAGUCCACAACAGAAGGUGACCAAGAUGGUGAUGUGGAGGCAUCAGAAGAAGAGGAUGAAGGGCCUGCGAAUCAGAUUCAAGAAGACUCUGCUGAAGAUGAGCAUGACAUUGAGGAUGAAGAUCAGGAUGUGCAGCUUGGUUGUGUUAAAGUGGUUGAACAUGCAGAGUUUGAUUUUGAAGACAAACCUGCUUGUGACCAGAAUCGACCUCUCCUUGGAUUGGUUCUCACUCCCACCAGGGAGCUGGCUGUUCAGGUCAAACACCACAUCGAUGCUGUGGCUAAAUUCACUGAUAUCAAAACAGCCAUAGUGGUUGGUGGAAUGGCACAACCAAAACAAAGGAGGAUGCUAAAACACAGGCCAGAGAUCAUUAUUGCCACUCCAGGCCGGUUAUGGGACUUCAUCAAGGAGGGACAUCCUCAUCUUCUCAACCUCCGACAGCUUAAGUGUUUGGUCAUUGACGAGGCCGAUCGCAUGGUAGAAAGAGGCCACUUUGCAGAGUUGGAGAAUCUGCUGGAGAUGCUGAACACCACACACUUUAAUCCCACCAGGCAGACUUUUGUGUUCUCUGCCACUUUGACAAUGGCUCACAGCCUUCCCACCCGCCUCCUUCAGAAGAAGAAGAACCUAAAUAAGAUGAGCAAACUGGAAAUUCUGAUGGAGAAGGUGGGGAUUAGGUCCAAACCCAAAGUCAUUGACCUCACCAGGAAGGAAGCCACUGUGGAGUCACUGACUGAGACACAAAUCCGCUGUCAGAAGGACGAGAAGGACUUCUACCUGUAUUAUUUCUUGCUUCAGUAUCCUGGGCGCACCAUGGUGUUUGCCAACAGCAUCGAUUGCAUCAAGAGACUGAACUCUCUGCUCAUUAUCUUGGACUGCACUCCUCUGCCUCUACAUGCCAACAUGCACCAGAAACAACGCCUCAAAAAUCUGGAAAGGUUUGCUGAGAGGGAGAGUUGUGUUCUUCUGACGACUGAUGUAGCAGCAAGAGGACUGGACAUCCCCGAUGUUCAACAUGUUAUUCACUACCAGGUUCCAAGAACUUCAGAGACUUAUGUCCAUCGGAGUGGCAGAACAGCAAGAGCCACUAAAGAGGGUCUCAGCUUGCUGCUGAUAGGCCCAGAUGACGUUAUGAACUUCAAAAAGAUUUACAAGACUCUCGGAAAGGAUGAGGAGCUUCCUGUGUUCCCUAUAGAAGCCAACUGCAUGGAAGCUAUCAAGGAGCGAGUAAACCUGGCCAGAAAGAUAGAAAAGAUCGAGUUCUACAACAGCAGAGAAAAGCAGCAUGACUCCUGGUUCAGAAAAGCAGCAGAAGCCCUGGAGGUGGACUUGGAUGAUGAUCUUCUACUUGGUGGUGCAAAAGACGAGGAGGCUGACAGAGGGCAGCAGAAGAUGGUAAAGGGGAUGAAGAAGCAUUUGAAGCAUUUGGUUUCCCAACCUAUAUUCAAGAAUGUGAUAAAGACCAAGUACCCCACUCAACUGGGAAAGCUCCCCCUUCCCAUGAUCCCUCGUGCAGGAGUGGAAAGUGCCCUGACCAGAGUUUUGGUGCAAAAGAACAAACAGAAGUUAAAGAAAAAUGUUCCACCACAGCGAAAGAAGCAGAAGACAGAAAAGCAGAAGUGACACCUUUAUGGAAAUGCAAAGUGAUGCAGGCUCUGUAGCCGGAUUUUUCUAUUUGCUAAAUUUAUGUAAAAACAAUUUUAAUCAAUUCAAAUACUUAAUGCAAAUUAUAUUGCAUUUUGGAUGCUGUUGAAUCCCUAUAAAAUGCAAGAUUUUAUAAAGGUCUUCUUUCCCAAGUGUCUUUAAAACCCAUGUUGUAUUUAUUCUGCUAAAAAGUUUCAAUCCCCGAGUAGAGCUGAGUUCCAGUAGACUCCUGGUCAGAGUUGAGGUUGUUGGUAGAGAAUAUUAUAGUGUGACAUUUGGUAGAGGAGAUGCAGUGAUGGUUCAGCACCCUCUGGAAUGAUGUAGUGAGCAAGCUGCUGUUCAUCAGUCUCCAUAGAAACGAUGUGGAUGCCGAUGUCCAAAGCCUGUGUCAGGGCCAGGAUGUCCACAUGAUCGCACUCCAUUGCCAUAACCUCCACUUCCUGAGUGAGAACAUAAACUUAGUGUUUAAUUUUAUAUUAAGCAAAAAGAUUAAAAAGUAUCACUAGAUGGCAGGAAAACAUUACUAACCUGAUGACAGUAGACUUCUAGAUCAGGUGCCUCCACAAAGUUGCAAAAGAAGUCUGUGUGGAUUUGUAGGUGUGCUGAAGUGAGCAGCCUGAGAUACUGUACCACACUGUCAGAGACUACCUGCUCAUUGAAGAGCAUGAACAGCGUGUUUUCCUUCUCACCAGCCUGGCACUGCUCCACAACAUUUACAACCUGCAGUGAAAAUAAAACAAUAAGGUCCUCUCACAUUUUCCAUCAUUAAAACUCUUUUCAAAGUAA
This is a messenger RNA of Melanotaenia boesemani (Boeseman's rainbowfish), 3514 nucleotides long. It is a transcript of the gene ddx24, whose product is annotated as DEAD (Asp-Glu-Ala-Asp) box helicase 24. The record is from RefSeq and is a predicted model, not a curated record. The transcript is spliced from 9 exons. Gene Ontology annotation, cellular component: nucleolus. Gene Ontology annotation, molecular function: RNA helicase activity; nucleic acid binding; ATP binding. The coding region runs from base 110 to 2707 and encodes 865 amino acids. Lineage: Eukaryota; Metazoa; Chordata; Actinopteri; Atheriniformes; Melanotaeniidae.